Trifolium pratense (red clover) is the source of this 725-nucleotide messenger RNA. Its product is annotated as mitochondrial import inner membrane translocase subunit TIM17-2-like. NCBI's taxonomy places the organism in Eukaryota, Viridiplantae, Streptophyta, Magnoliopsida, Fabales, Fabaceae. Gene Ontology annotation, molecular function: transmembrane protein transporter activity. The transcript has a single exon. The record is from RefSeq and is a predicted model, not a curated record. Bases 58 to 669 code for a protein of 203 amino acids. Gene Ontology annotation, cellular component: mitochondrial inner membrane; TIM23 mitochondrial import inner membrane translocase complex. Gene Ontology annotation, biological process: protein import into mitochondrial matrix.
UGACUCUGUUUCUCAAAACGAAACCCUAACCGAUUCCACACUUUUCCGAUCAAAAAAAUGGGAACACCAGAAACUUCAAGAGAACCAUGUCCAUAUCGGAUCUUCCUCGACAUUGGAGGAGCGUUCGGAAUGGGAGCCAUCGGCGGCUCCGCCUUCCACUUCUCCAAAGGUCUCUACAAUUCACCCCAAGGCUCUCGUUUCACAGGCGCAGCACAAGCUGUUCGUCUUAACGGAGCACGAAUCGGCGGUAGUUUUGCCGUUUGGGGUGGUUUAUUCUCUACAUUUGAUUGUACUAUGGUUUACCUUCGUGAGAAAGAAGAUCCAUGGAAUUCAAUUAUUGCUGGUGCUGCUACCGGUGGUUUUCUUGCUAUGCGUCAGGGUUUUGCUGCUUCGGCAAGAUCUGCGGCGGUUGGUGGUGUUUUGCUUGCGCUUAUUGAAGGUUCUGGAAUUGCGCUUAAUAAGUAUUUAAGUGCUCAGCAGCCUAUGCCGAUUAUGAUGGAUGAGAUGCCUCCGCCAGAGGAAUUGGAUUCGAAUAAGGCUGCAGAGAAGGCGUGGUUUGGUAGAUUGUUCGGUGGUGCGAAGGAAGAAGAGAAGAACACUGGAGGAAGUGAGGUGAAUAUUCUUGAGAGUUUUGAUGCUCCUCCUGUGCCUAAUUUUGAGUACAGGUGAAUUAGGGUUUGGUUUUUGACUUUUGAGGUAGUGUUUUUUGUUAUGUUCUGAAAAUU